GAGGAGCCUAGGGGCAUAAGAAGAUGUUUGGAUACAGUCAGGGAAUCAGAAGCACUUGGUCUGCAGUAAGGAGAGAUACAAAGUUACGCAUCAGAGCUUUCUAAAGAAGGUGCCCCUUUUUUUGCACUGAAAAGAUGAAGCUUCUUCUUGCAAUUUCUGUGAUUCUGGUCACAAUCUGCGUAUUGACAGAAUGUAAGCCUUCAGAAGCAGACUCGGAAUCUAAGAGCUUCAGGGACCACUUUGAUUCUGCAGGGACUGCAAUAAAAGAUUUUGGAGCCAAAACCAAGGAUUUUUUCAAGGAUCUGCAUAACAGUGAGGCUAUGACAAAGACAAGGAACUGGUUCACAGACCUUUACAAGAAGAUAAAGGAGAAAACAACCGGCUCAGACUAAUGCAUCCUAGACCCGACCAGCAGGAUUCUUCCCCAAGAGACCCUCAUGUUCUGACCACCAAUGUGCCUCAAUGUGUUCCAGUUGUGUUAGCCUAAUGGAGUAACCCCCACUGAUCUCCAUUAAUAAAUAAACCUGACGUUUGUCACAUG
Molecule: messenger RNA, 541 nt
Organism: Xenopus tropicalis (tropical clawed frog)
Lineage: Eukaryota; Metazoa; Chordata; Amphibia; Anura; Pipidae
Source: RefSeq, a predicted model, not a curated record